Messenger RNA from Sphaerodactylus townsendi, 3164 nucleotides. RefSeq names its product GDP-mannose pyrophosphorylase A (gene GMPPA). The record is from RefSeq and is a predicted model, not a curated record. Gene Ontology annotation, molecular function: transferase activity. Gene Ontology annotation, cellular component: cytoplasm. Bases 119 to 1387 code for a protein of 422 amino acids. Gene Ontology annotation, biological process: biosynthetic process. The transcript is spliced from 12 exons. NCBI's taxonomy places the organism in Eukaryota, Metazoa, Chordata, Lepidosauria, Squamata, Sphaerodactylidae.
UGGGAUGUGGCAGAAGCCUGGGCGAGGAGUGAAGGGUGGGAUUUUCGGUCCCUCCUGAGGGAAACGACUGACGUCUUCUUUAAGUAUUGCUCUUGCUCCGCUGCAGGAAGUCCCGACCAUGGUGAAAGCCGUGAUCCUCAUUGGGGGACCCCAGAAAGGGACCCGCUUCAGACCCUUGUCCUUUGAAGUCCCCAAGCCUCUGUUUCCUGUAGCAGGGGUGCCUAUGAUACAGCAUCACAUUGAGGCAUGCACUAAGGUUCCCAACAUGAAGGAGAUUCUGCUGAUUGGGUUCUAUCAGCCCAAUGAAGCUCUCAGCCGCUUCCUGGUGUCGGCCCAGCAAGAGUUCAAAAUCCCCAUUCGGUAUCUACAAGAAUACGCAGCUCUCGGCACAGGUGGUGGCAUCUACCACUUCCGGGACCAGAUCCUCUCGGGUAACCCUGAGGCCUUCUUUGUGCUAAAUGCUGAUGUCUGUUCCGAAUUCCCUCUAGAAGAGAUGCUAAACUUCCACCGAGAGUGUGACAAUCCUGAUGCCUUCCUCAUGCUUGGCACCACGGCCAACAGAAAGCAGUCUCUGAAUUAUGGCUGUAUUGUGGCUAAUGCUGACUCUCAUGAGGUCCUGCACUAUGUGGAGAAGCCCAGCACUUUUGUUAGUGAGCUCAUCAACUGUGGCAUCUACUUGUUCACACCUGCAAUCUUCCAGCAUAUCGGUGCAGUCUUCCAGCGGAACCAGCAGGAGCUGCUUCUUGAGGAGAAUGCCAAUGGCUGGCAGCGAGCUGAGGCCAUCAGAUUGGAGCAGGAUGUAUUCACAGCACUCGCUGGGCAGGGACGCCUCUUUGCUUACAAAACUGAAGGAUUCUGGAGCCAAAUCAAGUCUGCUGGGUCUGCCAUCUAUGCCAAUCGUUUGUACCUGAGCUGCUACAACCAGUGCCAUCCUGAGAGACUUGUUCAAAACCAUCCUGGUGGGCCCACUAUCCGAGGGAAUGUCUAUAUCCACCCAACAGCCUCUGUGGAUGCAACUGCUGUGCUGGGUCCCAAUGUCUCCAUUGGAAAAGGGGUAACAAUUGGGGCUGGAGUGCGUGUGCGUGAAUCCAUCAUUCUGCAUGGGGCUUCUCUACAGGAUCACACCUGUGUGCUUAACAGCAUUGUGGGCUGGGAUAGCACUAUUGGACGAUGGGCUCGUGUGGAAGGCACCCCCAGUGACCCCAACCCUAAUGAUCCCUAUGCAAAGAUAGACAGUGAGACGCUUUUUCGAGAUGGCCGCCUCACACCUUCCAUCACCAUUCUCGGUUGCAAUGUGACCAUCCCUGCCGAAGUCGUCAUCCUGAAUUCUAUUGUCCUUCCCCACAAGGAGCUCAGUCGGAGCUUCAAGAAUCAAAUCAUUCUCUGAAGGUCUCAGAUGUAGCCCCAGGCAACCCCCAGAAGGAAGGGCAGAGCACCUCCUAAUGAGGCAGCACAUGUGAUAACACCAUCAGAUCCACUCUCCAGCCAUGCCCUUUCUUUCUAUCUGGACCUGCUGCCCUGUGUCUGCAGAGGUCUCCCUGAGAGCCUGCUCAUGGAUCAGGGAAAGGGAAUUUUGCUCUUGGGCUGCAGGCAUUUGAAAUGAGUCACCUUCUCUUCAUCCUAGAACUGCUGCAGACUCUCCCCUGAAAGAAGGAAGCCAGCCCUAAUCAAAGGCCACGAUGCUGCCUCAAUAUGAUGGAGGAAUUUAGUGGGAAAGGGGUUUGGAAGAACCAAAGUUGUAACCUGCUCUCAGUACCUAGAUCACUAUGACCCACAGGGCAUAUCUGUGUGCACCUCUGGAUCUUUGAGGAGCUCAUUCAACACACCCAAUUCCUAUAAACUACACAGUAGCCCAUCCCUUUCCCCCAGAGUAGGGAAAAUAUUGCCAAAAAAGACCACUUGUGGGACCCUUUGCCCUCCUUUUUUGGACACUGCUUCAGUAAGGCUCUACACCAGGCUUAAAGGAAACAGCCAGACAGAUGUGCCCUAAUUAAACUAUUGGUCAGCAGUUGCCUCCAUGUGGAGUCAAGGAACAGGGCUCCAGCCAUUAGGAAAGUAUGUCUGAGAGAGCCACAGGCCAAGUCUGCCUUCACACAGCUUCUCUUCUGCUGCAGUGUGAAGUUUCGAUCUUAAGGCUCCAAAAGAAUGUGUAGAAAUGGUUGGGGAACCAAGAGCAGCUGGGGAGAAGAUGCCUUUCUGGAGGAAAGCAUGUGUGUUAGCUUUUCAUUCCUUUAGAAUAGCUUCCCAUGAGGACUGGAGCCUGUGUUUAGCAGGUGCUUUGGAGAUCAGCAUGCAGAAAUAUCCCCUUUGCAGUUAGGAUCUGAAGGCGCUUGCCAUUUUAGCUCUGGACUGAGGAAGUCCUUUACCAUCCAACUUUUGUAUGUAAGGCUGCAGAGAUAGAGGUUCCAAACAGAUUUAGGCAUUUUUUUCUAAUUUAUAAUCUUUGCAAGCCCUAUUAAAGUAGUAAAUCCAGUUUUCUUUGCCAUCAGGAUAAUGCCUUCUGUCAUGUGUCAGCUCUGUGUUGCAUCUCCAAAAGGAUAAUUGCAGCCCUAUUCCAGAGGGCGGCCAGAGCCCUAUCCCAUAUCAUAACAAGGUAGAGAGAGCUGUGGUGGAUGCUAUGAUUCAGGAUAUGUCAGUGCUACAAAACAAACAUCAGUAAAACAUAUUUAUCUUACUGUAAACAUCUGUAAUUAUGACCCUCAAGGCAGCACACAGUCAAAAAGACAUGAAAAAAGAUCAACUUUAAUAAAUGGUGCAUGGGUAAAAAACAAUAAUUAAAACAAACAAGAACAAGGCCUGUAAGAGAAUGCUAUCUGAAAUAAGGGAGUCUUCACUCACUAGCAGAAGUAAUGAUAGAGGGAACAAAUGAAUCUCCCUAGGGAGGGAAUUCUACAGUUUGGAAACCGUGACAGAGAAAGUCCGUACUUAAGUUGCCACCUGUCUAGCUUCAAAGCAGUUCCCUUUGCUGGGAUUCAAGAGGGGGUUUUAGGUCCAUGUUCCCUGUUCCCUGUCAGGAAAUAGAGUACACUGGUGAACAGCGGCAAUGGAGGAAAUAGUUGGCCUGAAGGCUCCCACGGGUGUGGGCAGUUCCUGCAGGUACUGGAAUUCCAUUUGAUCAGUUCUUGUUGGUCGUGAUAUUUAAUCAAUAAAGGACCUUUGCUGUG